GAGGCAGUUGCUAAAACCUCUGAAAUUCAACGAGUAAGCCUAGCAAAUUUUAGCAAUGGCAGCCAAUUUCAAUUCCGAUAGCCUGAAGGAGCUCCGGUACCGUUUCGAAGAUGCCGCAAUUAAAUGCUCAGAGCGAUGUCUAUACCAAUCUGCAAAAUGGGCUGCGGAAAUGCUAGACUCUUUAGUUUCGUUCGAUGAUAUCGACGAUGGUGCAGAUACAGAUCCAGACUCUCCAAUGGAGAUAACUUCUCUCUCACCGCCUAACCCAUUUCUACAAACACAAGACCCCGAAGAAGCUGCUUUGGAAGCUCGCGAAAGUAACAAAUAUAUCCUUGCCAAAUCGUACUUUGACACACGGGAGUAUGACCGAUGCUCCGCUGUUUUUUUGCCUCCUUCUACUUCCGCCAUCCCACUCGCCCCCAUCUCUUCAAACAAAAAGUCCAAUGCCCCAGUUACCCCCAAAAAAGCGAAAGGAAAAUCUACUUCUUUUGGAGGGUCGACAAGCAAUGCUACAUCUCAGAGCCCCUUGCCGCGAUUGAGCCAAAAGUCCCUAUUUUUAGCUCUAUAUGCUAAAUAUCUAGCGGGAGAGAAGCGGAAAGCUGAGGAAACAGAAAUGGUCUUGGGCCCAGCAGAUGGAGGCAUGACCGUAAACAGAGAACUUUCUGGCCUGGCACAGAGGCUGGAAUGGUGGUUUUCUGAUCGGAAGGCAAGGGGCCUGGAGGGACAAGGACAGGGAUGGCUUGAAUAUUUAUAUGGGGUUAUUUUGCUUAAGGGAAAAAACGAGGAAGAAGCCAAAACAUGGCUGAUUAGGAGUGUUCACUUGUACCCUUUUCAUUGGGGAGCUUGGCAAGAAUUAAAUGAUCUCCUUGCCAAUACCGAAGAUUUGAAGCGCAUCGCUGACCAGCUCCCUCAAAACAUAAUGACUCUUAUAUUCCACCUGUAUUGUAGCCAAGAACUUUAUCAAGCUACGGAAGAUACGCACCACAUGUUAACCGAACUGGAGAACAUAUUCCCAAACAGUGCAUUCCUUAAAACACAACGUGCUCUGCUGUUUUAUCAUUCUAAAGAUUUCGAGGAAGCAUCUCACCUUUUCUCUCAACUCCUAAUUACCAAUCCCCACCGUCUGGAUAGCCUCGAUCAUUACUCCAACAUCCUUUAUGUCAUGGGUGCGCGACCUCAACUUGCUUUCGUUGCCCAAAUAGCAACGGCUACGGAUAAAUUUCGCCCAGAAACUUGCUGUGUAGUAGGAAACUAUUACUCUCUCAAAUCCGAACACGAAAAAGCAGUAAUGUAUUUUCGGCGUGCUUUAACGCUAGACCGUAACUUCCUAUCUGCUUGGACCCUAAUGGGCCACGAAUAUAUCGAGAUGAAAAACACACAUGCUGCUAUCGAAUCCUACAGGCGCGCGGUCGAUGUUAAUCGAAAGGACUAUCGCGCUUGGUACGGUCUCGGACAAGCUUACGAGGUUCUCGAUAUGGCAUUCUACGCCUUAUUCUACUACCAUCGCGCCGCUGCGCUGCGCCCGUACGACCCGAAAAUGUGGCAAGCCGUCGGCUCAUGCUACGCGAAAAUGGGUCGUCUAGAACAGAGUAUCCGGGCCCUUAGACGUGCUCUGGUUGCAGGAUCAUAUUAUGAAACGGGCGGUGCUGGAGGUGUUGCCUCGUUUAAUAGCGCAGGCUCAGCUAGCUUACGGCAUCUAUCCCAUGGGGGUAAUGCAUCAAGUGCAAGACGCAUCCUUGAUCCGGAUACGUUGCAUCAAAUUGCAACUCUGUACGAACGUCUUGGUGACGAAGAGGAGGCAGCAGCGUACAUGGAGCUUACGCUCCAGCAAGAAACGGGACAGGUGGAUCCUGAGGACGAAGCUGAUGAUGACAACGAUGACGAUGCUGAUGGGGACAGUGGAAAUAGAACUGGUGCACGUCGUGUUUCUUCAUUCACCCAGCGCUCUACUGAUGAACCGGAUGACGAGCCGGCUGGUACGGGCGUUACUGCUACCACGAGUAAAGCGCGUUUGUGGUUAGCGCGCUACGCGCUGAAGUAUGGUGACUUGGACCGGGCUGAUUUGUUGGCCGGCGAGCUCUGUCAAGAUGGGAUUGAGAUCGAAGAAGCGAAGGCAUUGAUGAGGGAUGUUAGGGCAAGAAGGGAGGGUGGUAGUAUUUAACAAAUUUGGCAAUCCACCUCCCUCCCAUGAGUUGCUCGUUCCCUAAUGAUAUAUGAUUGAUGGUAUGACGGCUUUUAUGUCUCGUUGCAUUAUUUAUUACUCAUGUUUUAUUCCCUUAAAACGUCCCGAAUGGUGGUUUAUUUUUGUAGAUGUCAUGGUAUGUCUAUUUGUGAGGUUAUGAAACUCCAGACGAGUCGCAUAUAUUCCGUGCAAGGUUCUUUCCCUACGUAUUUGUACUGACAGUUGUGCACUACUAUAUCUUGGCCCAGCCAGUUAGAUGAUCAAACGAUCCAAACAAACGUCGAGCUGUAUUGCUCAUUAUC
Messenger RNA from Histoplasma capsulatum G186AR, 2484 nucleotides. Its product is annotated as cell division cycle protein. Gene Ontology annotation, cellular component: anaphase-promoting complex. The transcript has 4 exons. Bases 56 to 2161 code for a protein of 701 amino acids. The record is from RefSeq and is a predicted model, not a curated record. Gene Ontology annotation, molecular function: protein binding. Lineage: Eukaryota; Fungi; Ascomycota; Eurotiomycetes; Onygenales; Ajellomycetaceae. Gene Ontology annotation, biological process: cell division.